AUUAGAAGUAUGAAGAGAAGCUCACCAUCGUCUAGUGAUGCAGCGGCAGGACCGUCUGGUUCUGGGGGACCUUCGGGUUCCGGGGGACCUUCGGGUUCCGGGGGACCUUCGGGUUCUGGAGCAGCCGGCCCUUCUGGAUCUUCCCAGGAGGGUCCUCGGAAAAAAAUGAAGACACAAAGAGUGGAGACACCUGAAGAAGUUAGGAGACAAAGAGACGAGAGAGAAGCAGCAGAGAGGAGAAGAAUGACCACCGUUGCCUACUCAAAGGCAGAAAGACGCAGGGCACACGAAUUUCGACUGCAGAAGGAGAAGGAGGAGAAAAGAAGGAGAAAUGAGGAAAAGAGACACAUUAUAGAAGAGGCUAGCAAUGUAGCCACCUCACUAGCCAACGAAAGAAUGGUCAACCUGGCAGCAAGAUUUAUGGACCGGGUGGCACAGGGUUUAUCAUUCGAAGAAGCCAGGAACCAACUGGACGCUGAUAUCGAAGAGAGCAGCACAGAGCUCAGGCGAUCGAUCCAAGAAUCAUUGAAUCGUACAUUUCCUAUCGAACAGGAAGAAAUCAUUACUCAAAGGUCACCUGCAGUCUUGGAUCCCUCGCCAGUUAAGCAGCCUUCGCCACCACCAUCAACAACUUCUCCCGUUGACCCACAGCGUCCAGUUAUUAGUACACCAUCUGUAUCUCCUCCGCUGCCUUCAGUUAGUCCCCCACCACCACCACCACAAUCACCACCUCCACAAUCACCACCCCCACAAUCACCCCCAGCUGCUGUCCCGGUAAUUCCAGUGCCACCAAUUCAAGCACCACCAGCUCAAGUGCCACCAGCUCAUGUGCAGCCAGCUCAAGUGCCACCAGCUCAUGUGCAGCCAGCUCAAGUGCCACCAGUACAAGGAGUACAGCAAAAAAAGCGAGGAAAUCCCGGGAAUUUCUUUAUUUCGUCCGUGUCACUAUAGAUUAUUAUCUCAGGUGUCGCUAAAAUUGAUGCUGAGGCAAAUAUGAUAUGAGAAGGGUUAGGAAUAUUCUUUUUGACAUACUUUUUAAGUGUUCCGCAGUGGAUUGAUCGUUACGACACGGUUCCCAGCAGAUCACCGAAGUCAAACAUUACUGGCUGCUGUCAGUGUGCGGGUGGGUGACGAUUUGGAUCAGUCUGCGUAGGGAACGAGGUUGUGUGGUAUUGGUCCUCGUUAAACUGUUCUACCGUAAAGUGCUCGACUUCGCGUGCAAAUCGUCGGGCUAUCGAAGCGAGGGUGCCAUCCCCUCUGCAGAGGAUCAAAAUUGUGAUGGCAUGUCUUCGGAUCAUACUGAGGGAUGUUUCCCUUACCGUCGCCAAUAGCCCAUUGUGCAUCUCUAGUGUGACGUAAAUGAACUACAACUACAGCAACUACUUUUUAAAUAUAUUAUUGUCUGUUUGAGACAUUGUUCUCCUUUGCUUUCUAAUUAAUAUCAAAUACUGCAUUUUAGGGGGUCAUUGGGCGGACGCUUUAAUGAUUUCUUAUAUUUUUUUGGUAUGCAU
Parasteatoda tepidariorum (common house spider) is the source of this 1511-nucleotide messenger RNA. RefSeq lists its product as uncharacterized. NCBI's taxonomy places the organism in Eukaryota, Metazoa, Arthropoda, Arachnida, Araneae, Theridiidae. The record is from RefSeq and is a predicted model, not a curated record.